AUGACUCAGGGCCUGGGCGAAUCCCCUUUCAGCCCUCGUCUUUUUCAUAACGUCCUGACGGCUUGGGAAGAGCGAUGGGUAGGCACAAAGUGGGUGGAUGGACACACGCAAAGUCAAACAGUUCAACCGAGUAACAGUCCUGAGAAGUUAAAACAGCCCUACUGCGUCCACUACAGAGCAAACAGGCUUCUCAGACCUAAGCCCUGCGUACUCGUGGAAGACGCUGCCAUCUAUCACUCGCCUCCCGGAGCUCUAGUCAGCAGCAUUCCGAUGGAGCCGACUUGCAGCCGCCAGCAACACAUCUGCUGUCUGACUUAUUGCAGAAGUAAACGAAACCUAGGUAUUCGUACAGAGCAUUGGUACAUGUCGCUGCAAGAUCUGAGCAACCGCGGAAUACGGGACUCGGACGGGUCUGCGGCGCGGAUACGAAGCGAUAGCGAAGAGGGGGACGGGCCCAUGAGCCCACCGUUGGAGGUAGAACGAGCAGAAACUUUAACACAUAUACAUAGUAGAUACUGUACUACUGCAUCGAGAGGCAUGCUGGAACCCACGAUUCCAGUCAUCUUCUGGCUGUCAACCCACCGAAAACCACAGAAUAAGACAACGGCAUAUGAGACAAGCCCGGGGGAAGACCAGAAAGGCCUCCAGACGAGAUCCCAGUACUUCGUAGUCAGAAACAUGCAAAGCCGGACCCGUGGCCCGCUCGCAGUCAGUCAGGCCAGGAACCAGCGCCACGGCAGACUCGCACUGCAUCGCAUCGCAUCGCAUCGCAUCACUGUCUGGAUUCUCCUUCUUGACCUUCUCAGGCCAGCCAGACCGGGACAAGACCAGGGCAAGCAGCAAACCAGGGCAGCACUUGGAGCCGAGCAGCAGGUGUCCUGGCAGUCCCUGAUCCCAUCGACGACAUUGACAUUCCCCCUGCCGGCAGGAGACUUCGCUGGCGUCUGGUGGCCAUCUAUCCCUCGUUCACACAGACACACAGGCACAGCACUGGUUCCCGGAAAACCACGCGAAGCACACGUCAACGUUCUCCUGUGGUUCCUCUCCUCCAGUCUGUAUCUUCGCACCAGACUGUCAUUGGUUAUGAGGACUGCGAGAUCCAUCUCUGUACAGAUCCAGUCCCAUCAGUCUCGACAACUCGAACUCAACUCGACCUCAAAGAACGUAAGAGACACAUGGCACGUUGUCCCUGGGGACCCAUACUGCGUAUUCAUCAACCAAUUGACCAAGAGUCCUGGUCAACCCACACCCCUUCCACCCCCUCCCUCUUCCCACCCCUUCACCCUUGACCCUGGCCGUCCCAUCCCUCCUGGUCUGAUCUGGUGGUCCCCCAAAGGUCCCGGCUUAUGCUCCCUUGCCCUGCCACUCGAUGGCCUAGUUCGGAAAGGUACCGCAAGGUACCGCUCCAGCAACGGCGCCGGCAGAAAGCUACAUACUAGCAACGGCGCCAGCCAGCCAGCCAGCCAGCCAGCCCAGCCAAGCAACAAGUUCUCCCCCAGUCCUUGCCAGGGUUCCCAUCAGCAGCAGCAGCAGCAGAAGAAGAAGAGGUCGACCCAGGGCAGAGUCCAAGGAAGAGAGAAGUCUCUUGUCUCUCCUCCCCUCCCCUCCACUCGCUUUAAACAAGCCCGGCCAAUACCCUCUCCUCCAAAGACCCAAUCCCAUAUUUGCUGCACAAUCCCGGAUCUUUCUUUAAGCAGACAAGCUUCCGCAUUUCCUUUGGCUCGGGACAACCCCAGCACACCUCUCGUUUUACUCGUCCAUUGCGAAACUGGUGGCGAUUCUGACAUUGGUCCUUUGACAAACACCCCAGUAUUCUUCGAUAACUCAUCAUCACACACGUACUCUGCCCACUGA
Messenger RNA from Colletotrichum lupini, 1854 nucleotides. RefSeq lists its product as uncharacterized. The transcript has 11 exons. Bases 1 to 1854 code for a protein of 617 amino acids. NCBI's taxonomy places the organism in Eukaryota, Fungi, Ascomycota, Sordariomycetes, Glomerellales, Glomerellaceae. The record is from RefSeq and is a predicted model, not a curated record.